GACACAAAGAUGCAAGCGCUAAUGCCUGAGCCUCAGAUUUAUGUAGAAAGAACUCUGGCCCUCAUCAAACCAGAUGUAAUUGACAAAGAAGAAGAAAUAGAAGAUAUAAUUCUCAGAUCAGGAUUCACCAUUGUUCAGAUUCUGUGUGGAAACUACUAAGACACAAACAGGAGACCCACAAUACCAUUUUGUCACUUUUCAGCAUGUUUUAGUGAAGACAUAAUGGCUGCUGAUGAAUCACUUAAUAAACGAAAGCUCCAAUUAAGCCCAGAGCAAUGCAGUAACUUUUAUGCAGAACAAUAUGGCAAAAUGUUUUUUCCUAAUUUAACAGCGUAUAUGAGUUCUGGGCCUUUAGUUGCUAUGGUUCUUGCCAGACAUAAUGCUAUCGCUUUCUGGAAAGAGUUGAUUGGACCAUCAAAUAGCAUAAGAGCUAAGGAAACACAUCCUGACAGUUUAAGAGCAAUCUAUGGGACAGACGAUCUGAGGAAUGCAGUUCAUGGCAGUAUCAAAUUUUCUUCAGCAGAAAGAGAAAUUAGAUUCAUGUUUCCUGAAGUGAUUAUUGAGCCAAUUCCAGUUGGACAAGCUGCUAAGGAUUACCUGAACCUAUAUGUCAAUCCUACGCUACUAGCUGGUCUCACUGAACUUUGUAAGCAGAAACCAGCAGAUCCACUGUUUCAGAUCUGCUCAUUGCCUAUAUUCCUUAGCUUCUUCAGUUUCCACCUUCCCUGCAACCUGCUAGGUAAAUCCUGUCUUGACAAAGCAUUUUGUUCCUAUCUGACACUAAUCCCUUCUUUCAUUUCCCUUCUACUACACUAUCAAUUCUCCUCUCCCUUCAGAGUACUGUAAGCAGUUUACUAGUACUUAACACUUGACAUUCACUAAUUAGUGUUCAACAGCCCCAUGGAGUAUGCAUGUCUAUGUGAU
This is a messenger RNA of Pelodiscus sinensis (Chinese soft-shelled turtle), 924 nucleotides long. The record is from RefSeq and is a predicted model, not a curated record. NCBI's taxonomy places the organism in Eukaryota, Metazoa, Chordata, Testudines, Trionychidae.